Ahaetulla prasina is the source of this 3516-nucleotide messenger RNA. Its product is annotated as H-2 class I histocompatibility antigen, Q9 alpha chain-like. The record is from RefSeq and is a predicted model, not a curated record. Gene Ontology annotation, biological process: immune response. The transcript has 9 exons. Bases 248 to 1282 code for a protein of 344 amino acids. Gene Ontology annotation, cellular component: external side of plasma membrane. NCBI's taxonomy places the organism in Eukaryota, Metazoa, Chordata, Lepidosauria, Squamata, Colubridae.
CUGCACUCUUUCUAGUAUCUCACCAUCUUUUCUGUAUUAUGGUGACCAAAACUCAGCCUUCCAUCCUUUAUAAGGUUGCGCCUGGAUGUCUGCCUAGCAAAAAUGACGACAUGGCAAUACCUUUUUUUUCUACCGGUUGAGAUUAGCCAAUCACCAGCUUUUUGCUCGAUAUUGUUUACGUUGUCGAUCAUCCGGAGCGUUUUCUUUCUCUGCCUGCGAAUUCAGAAGAGCGGAGCGCACUUUGAGGAUGGUGGCAAGGAUGGCUCUGCGCUCUCUGUCGCUCCUGGUGUUGGUGGCGGUUGCGCUGCGGGAGAGCUGCUUCGGUUUCUCUUCUCACUCCCUGAAAUAUUUCUACACCGGCAUCUCGGACCCCAAUCAGGGGCUGUCCCACUUUGUCGCUCUGGGGUUUGUGGAUGAUCAACUCUUCAGUUCCUAUGACAGCCACAGCCGGAGGAUGAAGCCUCGAGUCUCCUGGAUGGAGAAAGUGGGGAAGGAGGAUCCCCAAUACUGGGACAGUCAGACCCAGAUGGCACGUGGCCAUGAGGACAUGUUCAGAGUAAACCUGGAAGUUCUGAGGAGUCGCUAUAAUCAGAGUGAAGGCCUUCACACGUUUCAGUGGAUGUAUGGCUGUGAACUCCGGAGAGACGGGAGGAAAGGAGAGUUUAUGCAGUAUGGCUACGAUGGGAAGACCUUCCUCGCCUUUGACAAGGAGACCCUCACCUGGGUGGCUCCUGAACCCCAAGCCCAGAUCACCCAGAGGAAAUGGGAUGCUAUUCCAGGAAACAAUGAGAGACAUAAGUUCUACCUGGAGGAAAUCUGCAUUGAGUGGCUGGAGAAGUACCUGUUCUAUGGGAAGGAGAUGCUGCUGAGGACAGAGCCCCCAGUGGUGACGAUAAUUAGCAGGACGGAGGUGGAGGAUGGGAUGGAGACGCACGUCUGCCAAGUCCACGGCUUCUACCCCAGGGAGAUCGAUGCCUCCUGGACGAGGGACGGGGAGGUCUGGCUGCAGGACACCUUCCAUGGGUUUGUGGUCCCCAACGCGGAUGGGACCUACCACAAGUGGCUCGGCAUCCAGAUCGAUCCCAAAAAGAGGGACCGCUAUCGGUGCCACGUGGAACAUGACGGCCUGCAGGAACCUCUGGACGUAGCCCUGAAGGAUGAGAGGCUGCAGGUUCCAAAAUCCACUCUGGGGCUCAUCAUCGGCUGCGUUGUGGCUGCUCUUAUCCUGGUGUGUGUGAUUGCUGCAACUUUGGUAUUUCUCAGAACCAACCAGGCCAUUUAGCAGUCCUGUCACAGAUGUUGAAGGAAGACCUGGACCCUCUGGAGGCCUUGAAUCCAUUUGCACCGGAAGACAGUGAAUUUGACUCCCGCCAAAAGCAGCUAGCUGACUUGGGCCAGUCACAGUCUUUCUCAGCCCAACCCACCAUAUAGGCUGUGUCGUGGAAAAACCCAAUGAAAACGACAAGAGACAGUAACACAAACAAACAAUAAUUCUUACUUCCAAGAUUCAGAGGCUUAUUUCACUAAUAAUUUGGACCAUAAGCAAUCAUCAUAGCAUAUCGUAACAACAGAACUGACAUUAACAAGCCAUUGCAAUGGGGUCCAGUGACAUAGGAGGUCUAGCAGGGACAGCUAUAGGCCAGAGGGCUCCAAACCAGGGGUGAAAUGCUACCGGUUUGCUCUGGUUCGGGCUAACUGGUAGUGAUAAAAGCUACCAGUUCGGGCAAACUGGUAGUUUAAAGAGCUACCAAUUUGGUCAAACCAGUAGUUAGCUACCGGUUCAGGCGAACUGGUAGUUUAAAAAAGCUACUAGUUCCUCCGGACCCGUAUUUCCGACAAUCAGCUGUGCCGCAUGGUUUAGCUUUGCUAGAAAGCAGGAAAUCCUGCUUUUUAGCGAAGCUAAAUCACGUGGCACAGCUGAGUCUCCUCUCGCUGUUCUACUUACCUUCCCAAGCCUCCUUUUGGCGUGUACUGUGCUUGCGUGUUUGGAGCGUGUGUUUGGCAUGCAGGUGUGCACACAGCACACAUGAGCGGCCAGCGAACCUGUAGCAAACCAGUUCAGGUUUCACCACUGCUCCAAACUCAUUUGAAGCCACACUUUUUAUACUUUUCUGCACAUAUUUUACAGCUUACUUCCUUGUUCCUUCUUACUAACCGUCAAUCCCCACAUAUACCCAUGUACAUCUGAAACCUCCAUCCAUCUGCUACUUUCAGAUUCUUAUUUCUCAUGGUUUUCAUCCUUCUUGUUCCAAAUAUACUCAUGUCUACUUUGCACAAAUUGCAACUUGUUCGGCAGAUUACAAAUAUUUCUAGUACAUUGCGAAAUUAUCCUAGCUGAAAGCUUUGGUUCAUGUUUCAUUCUUGGGUCUGCGAUCUUCUCCUUGGGCCCUAUCAAAUCCAAUAAACCAAUGGAGUAUUUUCCUUCUGGCUCAGGUGGUAGUUGGGAAAAUAGGAGGAGGUAUGUCCAAUGUCUUGAGCUAUUUAUAAAAAUAAUAAACACAGGAUAAAAAUAAAUAAAUUCACGGAUUUAACUCUCUCCCGACCCCGAUGUCUGAAAGAAAAGCAAGAUCUUUACAAAAGGCCAGCAGGAUUCAGUCUGAUCUCAGAUAAAACAAUAUUCUAGGAGCCAAGUGGGAGAGCCUUUAUGGUGCCGUUCCUUUUAUAAUGUUAAGGAUAACACUUCAACAGCCAUAACAAUGAAAUAGGAAAUUAUAAGCAGAAAAACUUAAGUUCUUUUUUAAAAAGAAGAAAUUUUGUGUAUCUUUAUGGGGGGGGGAAAACCCCUGCAAACCGCUUUCCAAUAUAUGUAUGUUUGUUUGUUUGAAAAGAUUUGUACAGCUGCCAAUCUCAAAACAACUUUAGGCAGCUCACAAAAAUAGUUAAACUACAAAGAACAUAAAAAUGGCAUGGCAAAAACUUGGUGCCUCGGAUGUGAGGGUCCUACCAGGCAUUACUCACGCAGAUUCAGGGGCCGAUGCAUUAAACACUGAGGCCCUUUCGGGUCCUUUCUUGGCCAGCACUGAUCCUCUUUAGCUUUGAAGCUGUAGGGGAAGGUCUGUAAGGGGCGUGCAUAAGAGCACAAGCGUGCCUACCGUUCCUGUCCUAUUGUUUCCAUCUAUUAUAUCCAAUUAAUAUAGUUAUUACAUACUUAUGCUUAUAUAUACUUAUAUAUUGUAUAUUUAUUUCAUGCUUAUGCUUAUAUAUACUGUUGUGACAAAUAAAAAUAAAUAAAUAAAUUAAGGGGCAUGCAUAAAGAGCACCAGCGUGCCUACCGUCCCUGUCCUAAUGUUUCCUUCAGUUGUAUUCAUUUUAUGUAUUCAAUUCUGUGGUGGUCUUUCAUGAUGUAAGAGUCAAAACACGCGUUCUUCCUCGGGAUGAGAGCCCAGAGUCAAAUCCAAAGCUCCCUUUUAUUAUAAUUCAUGCAAGGGAUGUAGAGAUUAUACGUGCAGGUUGUUUAGUUGUUUAGACCACUAGCAGCUGAACCAUGUGAAUUUUAGUCUCCUGCCUCUGACUUAU